This is a messenger RNA of Sorghum bicolor (sorghum), 3913 nucleotides long. RefSeq lists its product as uncharacterized. Lineage: Eukaryota; Viridiplantae; Streptophyta; Magnoliopsida; Poales; Poaceae. The record is from RefSeq and is a predicted model, not a curated record. The transcript is spliced from 7 exons. The coding region runs from base 634 to 3336 and encodes 900 amino acids.
CAGGCAGGCAGGCAAUUACCAAUGGGCUGGGAUCGGCAUCGGCCGGCCGGCCGGAGCAAAGUUUGCCUGCCUCCCGCUUUUCGCUGCAGGUGAGGUGGAGGUGGGGAAAAAGCUAAUGAGCUACUAGCGUAGUGUGCGCUUUGCUUGUGCAUGGCAUUGCCAUGUGCUCCCCCCAUCCUCUCCUCUCCUCUCCUCUCCUCUCCUCUCCUCCAUAGCUUGGUGACCCUCCAGGAUUAAUUAGGACCCUCCAUUCUUCCUUCCUUCCUUCCUUCACAAAUUAAAUCGCAAGACUAGCCAAAGGUAGCGGCAGCAAGCACGCACUGCACUGGAGGCUACUCACCGACGGCACACAGCACAGGCUGCUUGCUUGCUUGCUUGCUUGGGUCUUCUGAUUCCUUCCUUCCAUCGCCGCCACCGCCGCGACGACUUCCCAUGCUUGGUCGUCCUGCCAUCCUCUUCAUCUGAGCUGAGGCGAGGCUUCUCCCAGCUCAACUGAAAUUCCAGGGACCACACCCACUUCCUACAGAAAAAAAAAAAUCAAUUGGCUCCAUGAACUAAGCAAUGAGGACAGCAUAAGGAUCAAAUUACAAGUGCAGAGAACUGGCAAAAUAAUUAUAGGUAAGGAACACCGAAAUGGGGAAGAGAAGACAGAAGCGGCUUAUACGACGCCAGGACAACAGCAUAGGCUGCAUGGCAGGCCUCAUCCGCAUAUUCUAUUCCCGCCAUGACACCAAUAAGCUCCUGUUGGACAGGAAGCAAGGGAGCAGCAGAAGACACACUUUCAGUGGCUUUCCAGGAAGGGGCCACUCAAGAAAGAAUUCCAAGGACUUGGACGAAAUAGAUGAAUUCGACAACAUGGAGGAGUCCAGUUCGAGCAAACCAACAACAGUCAAAAGACUUAUGGAGGACGAGCUAGGAAAGGGAAAACAGCUGAAAAUUCCAAAUGAUGAGGUUCAGAGAAUAUUAGCUGACCUGGGACAUGGUGCCUGCCUGGACAAAAGUUCAACCCAGAACAGCAAAGCAAAGGGAGACCAAAAUCACAGCAGAAGUAUCACCACGGCGGCUCCAUCUGGAUCUUUGGAUCCCGCUAGUUCCAACUGCAUGAAAGAAGCAGAAGGAGAUGAACUUGAAUUUGCCUUGGCAGAUUUCUUAGGACAAAUUCAUAGGGAGCAUGACGAUCAGCCUCAUAAAAAUUGCAAGAAUAAUGGGGAGCUAUGUACGGAGCUGAAGGUCCUAAUCCAAACAAAGAUUGCUGAGUUAGAUAAUAAUCCUUGCACACUUGCUUAUGAGCAAACUCGACAGGGUGAGGAAAAGGAUACUGCUGAUGGCAAACAUCUAUGUAGCAGCAGUGAAACUCAACCCAAAAAAUUCAGAGAUGCACUGGAGAUGCUAAGCUCAGACACUGAACUUUUCUUGAAGAUACUUCAGAAGCCAAAUUCACAUAUUUUGGAGAGCGUCCAAAGGCACCAAAACAGACUGAUAGGGACCAGGCAAGAGCCCACAAAAAUGGCAGAUAAUACCGACUCCAACAAAGAUACAAAGAGUUUGAAUCAGCAUGAGUUGGCCACCAGGACACAUGGUAAGGAGAGUAGGCAUAUCUUUUUCUGGAAGAAGGAUAGAUCAAACAGGAGGCAAACUGUAGAAGGAACCAGUAGUUCUCAGCCAGUUAACAAAAUAGUUAUACUGAAGCCAAAUCCAAGAAGAGAGAUUGACCAUGCUGUAGCUGUUAGUUCAACUCAAGCUCCAAAAUUAGGUGCAACUGAAGGCUCAAAAUUUUCAAUUAAGGAAGUCAGAAGGAGAUUCAGAAUCGUGACUAGUGAAGCUACAAAAGGAAGACCCUCAGUGUCUGAAGAUAAACUCCAAAAAGAUCAACAUUGUUUCAAAAGUUCAGCUUUCACGAUAAUAAAAGAUACCAGACAGCUCGCUGAACAAACCUCAGAAGGGAAAUCCUCAUCUACAGUUAUAAAGGAUUUUAGAUCAUCAAAUAGCGGUAGGCAAAAGAAAAGGAAUGAUGGACCAACCGAAAUUAAUAACAGCAGCAUAAUCACAACAUCAAAGGAUAAAUCUGUCUUCUAUGACGAGGCCAAGAAACAUCUAACAGAGAUUCUGAAGGACAAAACACAAACAACCAAGCACCCAACACUCCAGAUCUCAAGGUCCUUGGUGAGGAUGCUCUCCCUCCCUCAGUCCAGCACAUCAUCACCUAGAAGUAGCCCUAGGGCAAAAGACUGCAUUUACCUUUCACCUGAAGAGGCAAGCAUUCAUGCCAUAUACAAGUCAAAGAGAGAAGAAAUUUUAAAAGAAGAAAGCCAGUCAGGAGAAUUUUCAGAGAGUGUUGUGUGUGAUCCUAGUGAAGCACUGCAUGAGCAGGCUGUUCAGGAAAGGUGUUUCGUCAAAGAAGAAAGUCAAGAAACAACACAACAAGGUGCUGAACUUGACUCUCUGUGCACUGAAGAAAUUGAUAAGCUGGAUUGCAUGGAAAGAAAUAGAAAUGCAUGGUGCACCCCAGCAAAGCAAUGCACAUAUAAACCAUCGCAAGAUAUGGUGGAAGAAGCAGAACCAGGACAAGGGCAUGUCGGAACCUUUCCAAGCUCCCCUGAGAACGACUUUGAAAAACUAGAAUGCCAAGAGCCCACAACUCCCCGGACAAGUGCACCGAUUGAACAGAUAUCACAAUUUUCUCCUGAUGGAAACCACGAAAAGCAAGAGCAGCCGAGUCCCGUCUCUGUUCUUGAUGUGUUCUUCCAUGAAGAUGUCGACAGUACUGACACUGAAAACAUGAUACAAUGUGAGUGGCACAAAGACAUCUUCAGGACACAAUACACCACAGGGGAUGGUUCAGACCAAGAGAUUUUCUGGGAGGACAAGGAUCUCAGGUUAGGUUACAUAAAGGAAUUACUAGAGCUUUCAGAACUGUGCACAAACCAGAACUUAGAGGUAUGGUAUCUAGAAGAUGAAUUAAUCAGCCCUUGCUUGUUCGAAGAACUACAUCAAGGCAAUCAAUUCGAUGAUACGAAGCUUUUAUUUGACUGCAUUUGUGAAGCUGUGACAGAAAUCCAGGAUAUAUACUUUAGAAGCCCUCCAUGCUUAUCUUCUCUCACACACAGCAUAAGGGCCCCUCCAGCGGGACAAAACCUUAUCUCAGAAAUCAAUAAGCAUGUCGAGCGCCAUCUCCAUUAUCAAUUUCCAAGCACAUUAGACCAGCUAGUUAACAUGGAUCUUGAAGGUGGCAGUUGGAUGGAUCUUCGACCAGAAAGUGAAGAGGUCACUGUAGUAAUAUGGGACUGCAUACUGGAUGAGCUUCUGGAAGAAAUAGUUUAUGAUUUGUGGAUUUGAAGCUUUAGUCUCGUAGUCAGUAAUGGAGUCUCCCUAACACCAUCUGUAGAUUUGGUAGUACAACAACUAGAGUCGUAAAUAGAAGUCGGCAUACUGACAACAGCAUGUUUGUGUGGCAAAAUCCAGUAAUUUGAACAUGGAGGGCCACAGAAAGAACAUGUGCUUGUGAAUUUGAGUAGUUCCCUUUAGAGUCCGAGUACAGCAGAAGUCAUUCUUAAAGACAUCAGCGGAGGCUGUUACGUGACAUUAUCCUGAGCCAUGCAAUGGAUAUAGUAACUUUCAGCAGAUUCACAGUUAAUGGCUUUGCAUGGUUUGGGGAUGUUCUUGGGGCCAAAAGCACGGUAGCAUGCGGCUCACUGUGGGGUCAUGUGAAUUUGAUCAUGUCCCUUGUGUACAUUCUUGUUAUUAUGUGUAUACUGUCAGCUAUGGGUGACAAUCAACACGUUGUUUUUUAAGCAAAGUUUACAACACGGUGAGUGUGUGAGCAUGUGUGUGAAUGUGAGACAGAGAGUGUGUGUUGGUUUGGUUUGGUUGUGUACACUAAACUAUCAUCAAUGAAAGUAUUUCAGUUAAUUCA